GCUAGGAACACAAAUGCAAAAUAGUUGCUCUGGCCCACCCCUGCUCUGCUCCCUCUCUGAGCCACCGUCCACAAAUGGUGAAUAUCAGGAAAAACAGCCAGGGACUGCGAGGCUACGAGGCUUUUUACGAUAACGGUAAGUUGAUUCUUCGCACAGGGUGUCACGCUCGGCACGGGCGGGGGUCAGUCACCGCGUGUGUAUGUAACGCAAACGCUACGUGUGUCGGAACGCGUAAAGUUAACGGGUCGUAUUAGCUGACGUCUUCCCGUCCGGGGCCCCAAAACAACAACAGCAGCAGCGUUUGCUUCUAGCUUGCUUGCUAACGUUGUUUAACGGCCACGUUUAGCCUGCAGUGUCUCCAUAAAACCAGCUAAAACUAGAAUCAGUGUGGUGGUGAACAACAACCCAAGUAGCUCUAGCGUUAGCCAAUGUUGUGAAGGAAUUCAGUACCCGCGAGGGAAGGAGAAAAUGAGCUAUGAAUGGAAGUCAGUGCGUGAGAAAAGUGUGUUCACUGAAUGUUAUGGCCAGCGACAGCAACUCUUCUUCGGCUUGUGUAGUUUAAGCUUUGCCUCAUCCUUCUAAAGACGUUUGCUAAAGUUAGCCAGGUGCUCACCACAGGAACUUCGGUCCCAGAGGUCAUGGCCUUUGGCACAGAGGAGGAGUUUCGUCAUUAAGUGGAGGUCAUCACCCCGAUGCUCCAGGAGAGCUGGGGUAGUGUGGCCGUGGCCCUCCAGUGACCUGAAUGUAGUCAGAAUAACAUCACCGCUACAGCCAGCCCUUCAGCGCGUCUGUGUUUGGUUUACACACUGUGUAUGGUCACGUGGGUGUGUUGGCACCUGGGCUGCUACUAACAGUUGUUUCCAUUAUAGAUCAUGCGUUUUUUCUCUCGCUCUUAUUGCUUUGUUUAUUUCCCAGAAUGCAAGACAACAUCUUCAAAUUGCUAUAGUCUGGAAUGCAGAGAUAUGCAGUUUUCUAGGAAAUUAGCAUUUUUGCAUGGAAAAUGACAAACAAUCAAUUGCUUAUGUAAAUAGUAACUGAUAGGAUUUUGUGUCUAAAUAGCUGAUUUAAAGUUUCUGUCAAUGAUGUGUCAUUUCAGCUCUCCGAAACAUGAUUGACUUUUUCUCGUCCAACACACAAAUGUGUAGAAAGCGUAUCUGUAAUACACGCGAAGACGUCACAUCACUGUAACUUUAGGCUGAUCAGUCGAAAACAACCAGCGCCGAACUUCUACAGACCGAGUCAAAUAAAUAGAUGUAAAGAUGUAAUAUCGGUGCACUGCAAAACAUCAAGACUGAGUAGGGUUCACCAAGUGGAGAAAAAACAACAACACACACUCACUGCUAAUCACACUCGCAUGCCACUCUUUCUCAGAUGCUGGAUGAGUACAUUCGUGGCUCGUUAAAUGAGCGACAAAAGUGAGAGCACCGAGUGCAUUUGACUACAGGCACACUUGAUGUGGGGCUCUUAAUGGGCAGCGUGUGUUGUGGUUAACUCACUUUGCAAUGGCCUUUGUUCAAUUAGGUCACACAGCCGCUUUACAAGGUGAUGCCUGAUGACACGUGCCACCUUUCACAUCCGUUGGGAACCACUGAUUGGUCAAGACUUUUAGGGGAGUGUCUGACGACGUAAAUAUGAAACAGGAAUGGACACAGGUUAAGUUCCAGUAUUUUGCUUCACUGGGCAACAUGACUACUCAUCAGAUAAGGUCACUUCAGGCCAUGGGUGCCUCAGAUCCCGAGCACCUACAAUUGUUGCCUAUGGUACCACCUCCUCAUAUGAGAGUCAGAUCAUGCCCAGUAAUUUGCUUAUUUCAGAAAUAUAAAAAGCAGCAACAGGCUCAGUGAAGAAGCUCAUAGAUUUUCCUCACGGCUGCCGGGGUUAAUUACAGGGGGGGGGGGGCGCUCGCUUUAUCCACUUACAGAAAGACGAGCGGUUAUUAUAAAAUAGAGUGACUCUUUUUAAACAUCGCACAGUGUGGGAAAAUUUGCCCGAGAAAAUUGCACAUCCAUUCUUAUAGUUGACACCUGGUCUCAUGCAUUAAGGUGUCGUGUGCUAUUUAUCUCGGGUCAUGAAAAGGCUGAUUUGUUUAUUGUGAGAGCCACACGUCACACUCAUGUUUUGUUUAGACAUAUUUAAAUGCGAGGUGUGACGCUCCGUCAUCUGUGCCCACUUUACUUUCUCUUGCUUCUUGCGCUACAUCUAUCAGAGGAAAGCGUGAGCAGCAUCAGAGGGGCUUGAUGCCUUCACUCAGGAGGAAAUAGUUGGAUUGAUCUUAUUCUAGUGCAAAAGCAGCAGACCUGGGCAUGCUUUCAAUGGCAUUACACUCACCAGAUGUGUUCCCGUAUGUGCGAUGUGCCAGUUGCAGUCACAGUGAAAAAUCUCUCAAGAUUACCGCAGAUGUGGGAAGUUGAAUCUCUGCAGGAGCAUACGAUUAGAACCGCUUCUUAGUCGAGGGCUUGAAUCACACGCUUGGUCUUUCCAAUUGAACGUUUUCUUUGUCGUUGCCAUAUAUUGAGGGAUAGGUGGGUGUGGUUCUGAAACAAAUAUGAGAGAAAUAUACAGCAAAUUGAACCACAGCAUAUAAAUACACGUGUUAUGGAAGAAAUGAUCAUUGUUGCCCUUCGUUACUAAUCUAACUUAACAGAUGAAAUGAUGAAAAUAUAGCAAAGGAUAGUUCGACCACAGCUGCCAUAAUCCAAAUGCUCGAUAACAGCUCCUAUGCACAGCAUGAACAGGAAUUGUGGUGUGUAAUAACAGCUAUUUAACAAAGGUAUGGUAAUUAUUUACAUGCAAAACUUAAUUAGAAACACCUGAGAACGUGAAGAUUAUUAAAAUCAGCAAUGUGAAGCGCCAUGAAGAGACAAAGCACAAAUCUUUUGAGCAAACAUACCCACUCACAUCAGAAAUGAAGGCACAUAAAAUAAACAAUCUUAAGAGACAAAUAUGAUCAGAGUCCUGAUUAAUUAACUGUUUAACAAUGAUGUUAAAAGAGAGGAAUAGAGCUGAAACAAGUUUUAAUAACCACAGUGGACGCACAUUUCUCUUAUAAGAUGAGAAUAAUAUAAUAUUGUGGCUUUUUUUGGUUGACAUCACUUCACUCUGAAUGAACUGAAUUUAGAGCUGCAGGGCAAAGACAAUUCAUUUUUCUUAAAUUAAGUAUUUUAUUUGACAAUGCACAUUUUUCAAGCUGUCUAAGGUUCCUUUACUUGUCUGCUGCUAACAAUCUCUUCAUUGACAAUAAUUAGAGCUGCCUGUGGCAUCAGCUAAUAGCUGCACAUGAUAGGUGGGACAAACGUCAAUCAAUGAAACGACCAAUCUGAGCCAUUGAACAUAAAACAGCCAUGCUUUCUCAUUCAGUGUCUUUUUUGUUUUUACACACAAACAGCCAGAAUUUCCAUUUAUAGUCACCUACAUGUUGUCAGUAUGUGUGCAAGACAUCAGGAAAUAAUUGCUUUUUUGUUGUUGCCAAUUUCAUGUCUGAUUUUGUAAUAACAAGUGCAUAUGUGUUCAUCUUUUUAGAUCUCUUUAUGUGCAAAUGUGACAAUUACUAAAUGGGUUUGAAUGGGUGAAGUCAUCGACAUCCAACUGUGCCCUGACGCUGUGAUGACUGAAGGGAGCAGAAUCUGCACUUUAUUCCGUUGUUGUCGGCCUACUGACAGUCGGCAUGAUACGGAGAAGCUUUACAAAGAUCCACCUGCUGGAAAAAUGCAGGAACAGAGAUGUUUGGAAACGUUUCCUUGAGCAAAUGUCACAUGUUUGCUUCCCACGUGUUGAAGUAAUCUGUGCUCGUCACACCAAGUGAUUGCAGGCAGCUGGAAAAUGUAGUGUUUGUAUUCAAUACAGGUACAAAUAUAGAGUGGUGUUUAGUCCCCUGCACCAAGCAGCACAGUUACAGCGGUAAGAGUCUGUUGGUGCAGACUACAGUCAAAGCGGUGUUCCACUAAAGUAGACAACAACAGCAUUCGCCACUUAUUAUUAAUAUGAAGAGCGUCGGUCAAAGAUGUUUGUGAAACGGUUCAUCAUAUUAAAAGGCUGUGCUUUUUUUUUUUCCAUAGAUAAACACAGGAAGUGCAUUACAAAAUGUCGGAUGAGAUCAAAGAGCACUCCGAUCCCGUGGUGACCUUUAAAUCCACCUCAGGGAGCCGGCUUAUAGAUGAUCAGCUCGACCUUUGCGUCUGCUUUGAACAACACAGUGUGUGAUCAGGAUGUUUGUUAUGAGAUUAAUAUUGUUCCGAAUGAAAGGGAAAUGAGGUCCUUCAUUUCUAACCUUAUUAGCAUACAUAUGAAUGCCAUGUCAUUUUGGUCUUCUAGUUCAUAGAAAGUUGAUAAAGGAAUACAUCCUUGCAGAUAUCCCGAGUCUCCGGUGACCUGGAGGUGUCUCUCUUAUCCCUCUGAUGUGGUGCCUGGUCCACUGCUGGCGUUGAUGGAAAUUUAAAGUGCUCGUGUCUGAUGAAGGCAGCGAAGCGCCACAUUUUUCCGUGCUGCUGCUCAUCUCGGCUCAUACCUGACCUAUUUUAUUUCUCCUCUCGGUGCGAUCGACGACCGAGAGUGAUACCUCGGAGACAGCUCUGAUUGAACAGUCGGGAUUGAAGCUCGUUGCUAAUCUGCGAGCUUUGCCAGAACUAUUUAACUGCGGUAUUUAUAGAUCGUUUCGUUUUCUGCCCCAGUCUAUCUUUGUGCUUCUCCGUCUGCUUCUCCUGCGUUUAUUUUGAGAGUUGUUAACAGUUUGAGCGUUUUUUUUUUUGUUUUUUUUUGAGAAUUUCACCGAGCAAUCGGCGCUUCGCGGGCCGGGGGCCUGACUAAAUAAAGCUGAACAUGAAAGAGACCACGGCCCUCUGGGGAGAGUCAAGUGAAAGGGUUUUGUAUCUUCACAGCAUGAAGCUAUGUGUGCGCUGUAAUGGACACACACACACACACACACGCUCUGCACACUUAACCUGGAAAGCAGCCAGCGUCUCUUUGUGCUGGCCUACUCUGCUGUGGAAGGUCCGUCUGAGUGAGACGGCUCAAUUACGGCUACCCGACCAAUCUGGCCCCGGGAUCAGGGGGUAUUUCUGUCUUACACACUGUAACAAAGGCAGUGCCCUGCUCGCUCUGUUUGGACAAGACCCAUCGACCGGCGUAGCCCUCGGGGGACACCGAGGAAAUGCUGCUCUGGAGAGGAAUCUGACUUUUACUGUUAUCAUCUAAACAGCAGGGCUUUCCCUCUCAGUCAUUAGAAAUGAACCACAAUAUAGGAGACUAGAGAUGCACCGAUACUCUUUUCGGUCCGCUGAGGACUCAAAUAGCCGGAUCAGGUGUCGGUGACAGUGGGCCAAUCUGGUAUCGGAUACCAUUAUUUUAGUAGAUAACAAUUCAGUACAUUUAUGUAUUUAUUUGUUGCAUUUUGUUUAACAAAGUUAGGAAAGCAAUGUUUAAGUCGAGCCUGAUCUUGCCUUAAGAAUGAUCCCAGUCACUUCCACACAGUGAGGCGUACAGCUUAUUGACUAAACGCCGCUAUCGGAUCGGUACUCGGUAGCCCGGGUAUCGGGACUGAAAAGGUCAGACCGGUGCGUCCUUGUAUAUGACAUGUACGUUAAGAUUUGAUAGUUCAACAUGAUCACUGCACUGAACUUACUUUUUCGAUUUAAGAAUCUGUGUUUUAAAUGUCGGAAGAACUUCCCCUUAAGAGUCAACGCUGGUUGUUUUUCCACAACCAAGAGUCCAAAACUCAAAGAUAUUAAAGUUACAAUUUCACAUAAAGCACAAAGCUGCAAAUCCUCUCAUCUGAGAAGCUAUUUAUCAUUAGAAUCUAUUAUUGUACAUUUUCUCUCGAUUGACUCAUCAGCCCUAUAAUCUUGCGAGCAUACAGCGUAGUUGGUUUCUUUUCUUUUUUCCCCUCUUUUUUUUUUUUUUUUUGAGGAAAUUUCCACCAGCUUGAACACUUUGUCCUAUAAAACUUGAUGACCCUGGCAGGCAGAUGUACAUCCUCCCUGUGUGAUUAUAAACAGGCACUGCUCAUAAUUAAAGUCAGACAAACUCAACCAAUAGAAUCAUCCCCUUACAGGAAGAAACCAUUUUCUGUUUUUAAAGGACUACGGCGUUUAAUUAAGUAGCUCAUUUGUCACUUGACAUGGUUUCAUUUAAAAGUUUUCACAUAAAUCAUAACGAGUAUAGAGUUAGUAUGUUUUCCAUUAAACUUUUUAGUGCAUUGGUUGGCGAUGUCUUUGAUGUAGGUGUCUCAAAGCUAAGGCUCAUAUGGUGCCUAGACCAUUUAUAAUUAUGCUGCUCCCACCAUGAGCUUGUUUGGCGUCAGCGUUCUUAAAAUUAAUAAUGAGCUUAAAUGCUCUUUUGAACAAAAGGUGUCUGGGGCUUAUUUGUUUUAAAGCCCCUUGCUGCACCACCCUGCCGCCUCACUUCACUGCGACUGCUCUCUGUUGAUCUGAGAGUCCCAGGCUCUCAGAUGUUGACGUCCAUCAUCAAGCGGCUCACGCCGUACUGAGCCGCCCCGCUCCUAUCUUUAUUUUACUUUUGAUCCCUUGGCUCUGUCUGCCAAGUGUGACUGGAGGCUUGCGAUGAUUCCGGCUGCACCGCCAGCUAAUCUAUAUGCUAAUGAGAAGAUGAUAAUCAAUGGGGAUCAUGCAUGGUUGGCCCCAAUCAAUACCACAUUGCACCGGCAAACGGUUCAAAUGGCUACAUUUCAUAGAGCCAGACGGUUGGGUGGCGCGCUAAUGUGGCGGGGCAGAGCAUAAGUAUGCCAUUACCCUCUGGUUUUAUCUUUCCUAUUUCACAUCAAUGAAUUCUGCUGUUGUUAAAGAGAGGUUUGGAUUCAGCUGCAAAGAUAUCCCGUUUCAAUUUUAGGGAGAGGGUUGCAAUUUUCUAGUCUUAUUGUUGAGCAUUUUAUUUCCAUAACUGCUAUGAGUCGGAGGUUUGAUGCUUUCCUGCUGCGACUUCAUAGAUCCUGAAGUAUAUUAUUAGUGGAGUUUGGACUUUAAAGGUGCGGUUUUAGCAGGAUUAUGGUACUUUAAAAAAAAAUUAUUCUACCUCACAACUGACAGUUACUGGGUAAUGGGCGUCUUGACGGAUCAUGAUUUUAUUUAUUUCAUAGCAUCAGUGUCAGUCACAAAAUUGAUGAUUACUGUGCUACUAGUCAGAUGAUGGGUUCAAUGCUCUGGCCGUGAGUUACUGCUCCUGUCCAUCGCUCAAUGUUAUGAUACAAAAUUGGCCCACUUACUGCUGCUGGUUAUUUGUGGAAAUAGUGCUUUCUAUAACUUCUCCUGUCGACCCUCAAAUUUGAGGCACUGAAAUGGAGACAUCUGUCCACACGUAGACUAAACAAAAUAACACAUAUGCUGUCAUUAAAAUCAAAUGCCUCAUUACCUUGGAUUUAACAAAAAAACAAUUAGGUGAUGAUUACACAGUCUACCUUAUGUUGAAGGGUCUAAGCAUCCUAAAAAAAAAAAAAAAAUCAGUAUUCAGGCAGCAGCAGAGGGGGAGGGGAAAGACGGAGUAAAAUCAUUACCAUCAUCUUCAUUAGAGAGCGUCCUGCUGACCAAUGAGCACGCUGCUCUGCACGGGGAUUCCAUAGGCACCCCGUUGGCUGUCGCUAGGAUACCAAAUAAUCAGGAGGCAGCCCGUGGCCUGGUUGGUGGAGCGGGGUGUUGAUGCUGUGUGUUGGGGGUAGACGAGAGAGAGGUGCUGGGGUUUUUUUGGGAUACGGCACGGAGAGACGCGCUCGCACACACACACGCUCACUCAUUCAGUCCGUCGGCCAGCCAGCCACUCAGUCAGCCAGGCAGACAAAGAGGAGCAGCAUCCUGCAGGAGGACCGCACGCUCCCGGGGGAUGGGGCAUCAUACCCCUGCAUCGCGUUGGGGGGGCCGGAGGAGGCACAGGAGAGCCAUUCAGAAGAGCCGGGGGUCAAAGGUGAGAAGAGCAGAGGGCACCAUGGAGAGCGAGCCGGGGGCCCCCGCCUCCACGGCCAACAGCACCAUCGCCUCCUCCAGCACCACAGCUGCCAGCAGUAGUGGUACCUCUAACACCACUACUACUACUACUGCUGCUGCUACCACUUCCAGUAGCAGUAGUAGUAGUAACACCAACAGUAUUGCCAGUAGUAGUACUACAGCAGGAAGACAGACAGUGCCUCAGAUAUCUGUUUACAGUGGGAUACCUGAUCGACAAACAGUGCAGGUGUUCCAGCAGGCGUUACACAGACCCAACACAGCAGCACAGUACCUGCAGCAGAUGUACGCUGCUCAGCAGCAGCACCUGAUGCUGCAGACCGCAGCCCUCCAGCAGCAGCACAACCUCAGCACCGCUCAGCUCCAGAGCCUGGCCGCUGUACAGCAGGCCAGUAUCGCAGCUGGCCGGCAAAGCUCUUCACAGAACGGCACUUCCUCCCAUCAAACAGGAUCAACUCAGACUACGAUCAACCUGACGACCUCUCCGGCAACCGCUCAGCUGAUCAGCCGGGCCCAGAGCAUCAGUUCGACUCCCACCAGUAUUUCCCAACAGGCUGUUCUGCUGGGCAACCCGUCCAGCCCCACAUUCACGGCCAGCCAGGCGCAUAUGUACCUGCGCGCACAGAUGGCGCAGCAGAGUAACCUGGUGCAGGUGGCCAGGAGCCUGGGCCGGGCUGUUCCUCUGUCGCCGCAGAUCAUCUUCACUCCAACGGCCACAGUGACGGCCGUCCAAUCAGAGAGCUCCACGCAGACCUCCUCACAGAAUCAGGUCCAGAAUCUGGUGAUCCGUGGCCAGCAGGGGGCGCCCACAUCCUCCUCUCAGACUCAGACCCUGCAGGCUCUCAGUCUGAAGCAGAGCCCCGUGCCCAUCCAGCCCGCCUCCCUCAUCAAGAACCCCGGCCAAGUGGCGCAGGCCUCCGCGGGGGGGAAGGCCGGCUCGUUUGAGGCGGGGAAGAAGGGCGACAGCGCAGCGGUCACAGAAGUCCGAGCUAUAAACAUGAGCCGCAGCGUCACCACCAUCAGUGCUCAGCCCCUCAUCUCUCCAGCGUACACACAGAUCCAGCCCCAUUCGCUGGUUCAGCAGCACAAGCAGAUGCAGCAGCAGUUUGUGGUCCAUCAGAGUCAAGCUUCCCAGAGGGCCGCGGGCCAGCUGCUGCAGACCGCCUCCAUCCAACCGUCGCAGCACCCCGUCCCCGUUCUGCCCAAACCUGCUCCACACCAGCCCUCCAUGCCCGGUCAGCAGGCCACCAUCUUCCACUCCACCAUCGGCCCCCACGCCCUCCACUCCUCCCUCAACCACGCCAAAGCUCAGCCCGUCCAGCUCACCGCCAUCAACCUCCAAAUACAGCCGACGGCCUCCCGACUGGUUCAGGACAGUAAAGACAAGCCGACCUCGCUGGUGGUCAGAGAGACGUGUCCGCCCCCCCUCACCGCCUCACAGCAGCCACAGCAGCAGCAGCAGCAGCAACAGCAGCCACAGCAGCAACAACCUGCGCCUUCGCCAUCGCAACCCAUCAAACCUGUAGAGCAGCCCAAGGUCACUGCAGCCCCACCAGCUGUUCAGCCGCAAGCAGGCGGGGGCUCGACCAAGAGGCCGAGCGCUGCACCUGGGACCCCGCCUCCGGCCAUGACCUCGGGGAACGAGAGCGAGGCGCCCACGGUGACGGGCAGUGCGCCGCAGAACGGGGAGAACAAACUGCCGCAGGCCAUCGUCAAGCCCCAGGUCCUCACACACGUCAUCGAGGGCUUCGUCAUCCAGGAGGGGGCCGAGCCGUUCCCAGUGUGUGUGGAGCGUCUGCCGAUUCUUAUCGACAGCCCGAAGAAGCUGGAUCACCAGCUCUCCUCGGACCCCGACAAAACCCCCGUCAGCAACGCAGCAAACAGCGACUCCGACCCCGAGGACAUGAACCAGACAGAAAAAGAGCAGGAACCCAAGCUGACGUGUGAAUACUGUGGAUGGGUCGACUUUGCCUUCACAUUCAAAGGCUCCAAGAGAUUCUGCUCCAUGGUUUGUGCGAAGAGGUACAACGUCGGAUGCACGAAGCGGAUUGGCCUCUUCCGUCCAGAGAGGACUAAACCGACGAAUCGCUGGCGCAGAAGAUCUCCGGGUCGCUCCAGUGUGCCGGCGAAGAAGCAGAAGCUGCCCCCGUCCCCGCAGCAGACUCCGGGCGGCUCCAUAUCCUCGCCGCACCCCUCGCAGCCCAGUCAGGAGGAGUCCAGCCCGUGUUCGGACAUGUCGAGCUACGAGGAGCCGCCGUCCCCGCUGUCGGCGGCCAGCUCGGGGCCCCUGGCUCCCGCUCAGGUCCCCGCCCACCGGCAUCCGAGCAGGGCCUCCGACCAGGACGUCUGUAGCGUUCGAGAUGCGCCUUCGCCCUGUCGGCGCUUCUUACCCAACGACCCCACCAAGUGGAACGUGGAGGAGGUUUACGAGUUCAUCCGGUCGCUGCCAGGUUGUCAGGAGAUCGCGGACGAGUUCCGCUCUCAGGAGAUUGACGGACAGGCCCUGCUCCUGUUGAAGGAGGACCACCUCAUGAGCACCAUGAACAUUAAACUGGGACCUGCACUCAAGAUCUUCGCACGCAUCAACAUGCUCAAAGACUCGUAGCAGCAAAGAGUGACUCGCGUGCGUCUGUCUGCAAGUGUGUGAGAGAAGAGCGGACUGUAAAACUAAAUUAUGAUUACUCCUCAGAAUUAUCCCGACGAUAUCGUGGCACUGACGACACAGACUGACUGCACUAUGACCUCGCCUUCUCCCCACUACUGGACUGGUUCCUUUGAAACACACUCGUAUUCACCCGCAUCUGCUCAAUAACGUUGUAAACGUCAGCUCUGUCUUUAGCAGGACUGAUGGCAGUUAUGUUUAGAGCUGGAGCGCUGGAAGCUGUUUAUGUUUACGUGCACUCACAGGGACUAAAUUCAGGAGCCACAGUGAGGUUUGUGCCAUAUUACAAAAUGUUCAUUCUCACAUUAAAUGAGUGAAUGACACACAUGGUACUAACAUGCAAGCUGUAUCUUGAUACCUGAUCUGGCUAAAGAACAAGUUGUUCAUGACGUCGUGUUCCUAACUGGGCGCCAGUUUUGAGCUGAACUUUUGUCAGACGCAGUGCUUCUAUUUGUUCUGGUUGCUUGCUUUAAACGGCUGAUUGGUGAAGUUGAAAUAUCGAGCUGGAGGGAGAUCGACAGGGAGCUGAACGCUUCUGUUUGCUACGUUGUACGUCAUUACCAGGAAAUUUCACAACAUAACGUGUGUUUUCUGUUUAAAAAGUACAAAUGUGGGAAGAUAAAAGGCACAACUCACCCAUCCUUUAAGUUCUGUCGCCAGUCUUAUCUCAGCCGCACAGCUGCUGGUUUGUUUACAUGACGUAACGUAGCGCUAGCUGUUAGGACACGGCGUCUCUCUCUGUGGCCGAGACAUUUUCCCCAAUCGAAUAUUAAUAUUUAUAUUCCAAAUCGUUUUUUCUUUACCCUUCGAAUAUGUUAAAAUUGAGAAUAUUGGUUGACAGCCCUAACGUGCAUGCAGAACACACAGCAUUGGGUCUGCUGUUGGAUCCACCAGACCUGGAACCCAACACUGAUCAGAUCACAGCCAGGUGUACCUAUUUAGCAUUUUAAGAUCUUAUCAUAAUGAGGGCAGAACAUUCGACAACAAGAGCGCUUAUUAAUACUAGGUGAUGAUGCUAAGGCCUUUAUUACAUGUCUAGUGGAGGUUCCUUGAUACGAGCAUUUGUAAAGGGGAGAAAAUAUCAAAUAAAACUGAAAGAACCUGUCGUGCCAAAGUGCACUACAUCUCAGUUGUGCCCGAGUCGGGUCUCUGAAUUACGGCAUUACGACAACGUGAGUGAAGUCUGAAUGGAUUAUUAUUAUUAGAGAUGUUUUUUUGUACAGUUUUGUUAGCGUGAAUGAAAGAGGGCCCCUUCUGUGAGGCUGGGAACAGAUACUUGCGUUGAUCAAUGUUCUCAUUUUUAUUCAGUCGGCGCUCCGUUGCCUUUUUCUCACAAUGCGACUCGCAGCUCUCCAAUUCAAAGCUCGAAUGCAGAGAAACGGUUUCUUUUGUGACAUUGAUUUCCCUUUCAUGAACUCUCCAGUUUUUCGCCUGUAGAUUUUAACGACUUAGAUGAUUUUUCGCAGCUUUUUCAAAAUGAUCUUCUAGAAUCUGACAUUGAUUUCUUGUCUCAGUUUCAUAGGAAGACACUAAGUUAUCUGAGGAACAAUGAGGGUGUGCUGCUCUCGUCACACAGCCCCGCUUUUGGCACUUAUUUUCCUUUUUACUUGCUUUAAUGUUAUGAGACACUCCACCAGAGUGAGAGUGGAAUUUAAACAAGUGUAUAUGUACGUAUAUGUACAUAUAUGUACAUAGCAGCUUGAUUGAGGGGGAAAGACUGAAACUAAGUGUGAAGCUGUGGUUAAGACAGAAAUUUAAUGGUGUUUAAUAUUUUGAAAUAUGCAAAUGUAUAAAUAUCAUGGCCUGGGAAUUGUUUUUUAAUGUUUGUUUUUGUCUAAUGAAAUAUGUUUAAAUCUAUUUGUGUAUUGUGGCUGUGAUGGAAGGUCAACCUUUUUUAGAUGAGGCUUUGUCAAAUGCUUGUAUUUAUCAAAACAGUUUGUUACACAACAUUUUGCAAUUAUAAAUAAUUUGCAAUACA
Messenger RNA from Anarrhichthys ocellatus (wolf-eel), 12583 nucleotides. It is a transcript of the gene phc2b, whose product is annotated as polyhomeotic homolog 2b (Drosophila). Lineage: Eukaryota; Metazoa; Chordata; Actinopteri; Perciformes; Anarhichadidae. The transcript is spliced from 15 exons. The coding region runs from base 7825 to 10548 and encodes 907 amino acids. Gene Ontology annotation, molecular function: chromatin binding; zinc ion binding; histone binding. The record is from RefSeq and is a predicted model, not a curated record. Gene Ontology annotation, cellular component: nucleus; PRC1 complex. Gene Ontology annotation, biological process: negative regulation of DNA-templated transcription.